Messenger RNA from Porites evermanni, 5736 nucleotides. Lineage: Eukaryota; Metazoa; Cnidaria; Anthozoa; Scleractinia; Poritidae. The record is from the annotation of a GenBank genome assembly.
CAAGUAUCGACUAUUUAGUUACACUUCACCCUACCCUAGAGAAAGUACAUUUAGUCGUUUAGAAUUCAAGAUGGCUUCUGCAAUUUACGGCGUUGUGUAUUUUCUGGUGAUCAGUCUAUGUCUGACACUUUUUACUCUCGUCUUGUGCUUUGUUGUUUACCUUCAUCACAAACAUAAGACCCUUGAUCAUAUACCUGGCCCUAAACGCGAUGGAUUUUUCUGGGGAAACAUAAAAGAAAUGGAGAGGCUAAAGAAAGCCUAUGGCUACAGCAGCGGUGCUGAAAUCUUGAACCACCUCUGUCGAGAGUAUGGUCCUGUUAUGGUACUCUGGGUGUUUCACAUUCCUAUCGUUUACAUAUCAGAUGCUGAAUUGACCAAGAAAGUGCUUAUCACAUCCAAUUAUCCUAAAGACUCCUGGGCUUAUGAUAAGCUGGCUUAUAUUUUCGGAGAGAGGUUUUUGGGGAAAGGCCUUGUCACAGAAACCGAUCACGAGAAAUGGAAGGAGAAACGUCUCGCUCUCAAUCCUGCAUUUCACAGGAAAUAUUUGAAGGAAUUCAUGGAGCAAUUUAAUGCGAGUUGUGAUGUCCUUUUGGCAAGGCUAGCUAAAUUAGCUGAUGGCAAAACAGAGGUGUUAAUGGCAGACGAGUUUAACAGAAUUACUUUGGAUAUUAUUGGCAAGGUAAGUUAUAGAACUAUUUUUGCUCUGGCAUUUAAGGAUGUGUUCCUUUGGGAUGAUCCAGAUCAGGAUCAGUGAUCCGAGAUCACUCGGAUCAUGGAAGAUCAAAUAAACCAAUGAAUCCACUCUGGACAAGGAUUCAUUGGUUCAUUUGAUCUACCAUGAUCUGAGUGAUCUCAGAUCGCUGAUCCUGAUCUGGAUCAUCCCAAAGGAACGCACCCUAUGUAAAGGGUGUUACUGAUCACCCUAUGUGUGGUAUUCUAGACAGUCUUGGAUUCUGGAUUCCACACAAUGGAAUCCAGAUUCCAGGUACUAGAUAUCCAGAAUCCUUCCCAGUGGAACUUAGAUUCCGCAUUCCAAAUGUUAGCAGGAUUCCGGAUUCCUUGAGCUUAAUUCUAGAUUCAAAAGCCCAGAAUUCUGGAUUCCACUUGCAUAUCUUGUAUUGUGACCUGUAUUGUAUUGUGGAAAAUGUAUCAUAUCAGGGGCGUGGCCUUUGACUUUUUCAGGUAUACAUGUGUAGACAAGUAGCUAUGCCCCAGCAGUUAACAGGCUUCGCAUUCCCAAAUAUGUGUAUUCCUGCACAAUAUCCAUGGUCUCCUAGCCUGUGAGCAAUUCUAGUUCUGGGUAUUUCCACCCUGGUAAUCCUAGUCAUCCCAGUCAUCCUCGUCACCCUAGUCAUCCUAGUCAUCCUCAUCAAGGUGGUCUUCCCAGUCACCCCAGUCAUCUCAGUUAUCUCAGUCAUAUUAGUCACCCAAGUCAUAUUAGUCAUCCCAGUUAUCCUAGUCUUCCCAGUCAUCCAAGUUAUCCCGGUCAUCCUAGUCAUCUCAGUCAUCCUUGUCAUCCAAGUCAUCCCUGUCAUCCUAGUCUUCCCAGUCAUCCUUGUCAUCCUAGUCAUCCAAGUCAUCCCAGUCAUAUAUAAAAUAUCAGCAAGUCCACAGCGACAAACCAACGAGUGGUGCUGGAUCUCCCAGUUGUAGACCUGGAUCAGUACAAUAAGAACUUGUAGAAAAAUAUGAAAUGGCAAACUGAUCCUUACAGCAAGGCCAUGAAGAAGUAAACAAAAAAAUAAAACAAAAAAUAUAUGAUUAAAAAAAUUUGUCCAAUAUUUCGGUUUGAAAACAAGCAUCCCAGUCAUCCCUGUCAUCCUAAUCGUCCCAGUUAUCCUUUUCAUCCCAGUCAUCCUAGUCUUCCCAGUCAACUCAGUCAUCCCAGUCAUCCCAGUCAUCCCUGUCAUCCUAGUCAUUCCAGUUAUCCCAGUCAUCCCAGUCAUUCCAGUUAUCCAUGCUUUAUUCCACUCCAGCUCGCUAUUUCUGCUUGGUUUGAGGACAAAAUUUUUCAAAGGAACAGGAAGAGUCAAAGAGUUGUGCUUUCCAUUAUUGUUAUCAUUUUUUUGUUAUUAUACUGUAUUGCAUUUUUGUUCCUUUGUUUUUAUCAGGUACACACGUGUGUCAUGCAUAAAGGGAGGUAUGCCCCUGGUUAGUGGGAAAACAGUUUCAUACCCCAUUAUCCUUCAUUAAUGGAGUUGUACUGUAACAUGGCAUGUUUUUUUUACAGGUUGCUUUUGGAAUUGAUCUUAAUGCAAUCCACGAACCAGAGUCUCCAUUUCCAAGAGCCAUAAAAGAGUCUUUAAUUGCUCCAAUCUGGUGCUUUGCCCAUCCAUUUCAUGCUGUUGAAUUCACAACCUACGGCUAUCAAAAUUCUGUGAUAGCUGCGAUUCAUUUUCUAAGGGACACAGGAAAGAAGAUCAUUGACGAGAGAAAGAAAGCGAUUUUAAAUGGUGAUGAAGUCCCAACUGAUAUUCUCUCCUACAUUCUGAAGUCAAUGGACGAAGAUACUGUUUUGGAUUAUGAAGAACUCCUGGAUCACUUUGUAACCUUCUUUAUUGCUGGUAAGCUGAGACUAUGUUUACCUGAAUACGCGGGAAAUAAAGAAGCGUCGGGGAAAUGUUUUUUUUUUAUGGAAAUAUUUUUAAACUUAUUUUGGUCCUCGUCUCUUUGAGAAAUGUCCCAGAAACUAGGAACAAGUACAGGAUCAAAGAAAAGGCGACGACGGCAUUUUGACGCCAUUUGUUUUGCUUAGCGAUGAACUUGACUGUAAGAGAUGUAUAGCGAAGCAAACAAAGAUAAUGAAAAUGAUUGGGGAGUUGUCAACGAUGACAAUUCUUCGUAUUUGCCGCCACAUUGUUAAUUAUAUCCAUUCUUGCAAAUCAUUCUACGUCAUUCUUGUCAAUUUGGCCGCGCGAUAAGGCAGACAUUGUUGAAGGAAAAUUUGCGUGUUUUGAAGACGGUGACAAGUUCGGCUACUCUACAACUGAGCCACUGCGAGCUACAGCUACGAAACUAGGCUCAUUGUGACAAACAUCCUGUAUACUGUCAGAAAUUAGGUAGUCUUUUUUCCUAUGUUCUGUGAUUGUAGCAGUAUAGUUAACUCUUUACUUUGCGCUUUAGUUCUUCGUUCUUGGUUUAAAUUUUAUUUCGUUUUGUUUUUGGCCAUGGUAAUCUAUGAGAGUGGGUUUGAAACACAGAGAUUAAAAUUUAAACAAAGGAUUGAAGUGGGCCACAGAAUAUACCUUAAAAUUCCGAAAAUAAGCCCCGGUGUUUAUAUUUUUCAAAGGCCCUUUCUGAGGGGCUUAUAUUUGGAGCGGCGUAUCUAUGGAGGGAAAUUUUCGUUUCAAAAUCGAUUGGGCUAGCCUUAUAGUUGGAAGGAAAUUUACCGUUUUGCUUUGUUUUACUUUGUAUUUGAGGGCAAUUACCAAGUACAAGCCCCCGGGGGGCUUAUAUUUGGAGGGGCGAUUUAACGGAGGGUUUUUUGCGUUACGAGUUUGGGGGGCUUAUAUUUCGAGGGGCUUAUACAUGGAGGGGCUUAUUUUCCGGAAUUUUACGGUAUAUUACUGAAAGAGAAGCUGAAAGGCGAUAUUUAUUUUUUUUUUCUUCUCACAAACAGGUCAGGAGACAACUUCUGCCAUGCUGGCUUUCAUGUUAGCAGAGGUUGGAAAACAUCCUGAGGUCGAAGAAAGGUAAAUUUAUUACUUUCAGUUUGAAUGUCCUUUUGGAACGAAAUUAAACCUUGGCUAAGCGAACAUUUCAAAUUUAAGUAUCAUGUAUUAUGCUGACAUCGCCUUGUCUUCGGAGAUAGAAGGGACUUUAAGGUCCAACGCAGCGACGGAAACGACACUGAACGAGAACUUAGCUUAAAAAGUGAAUUUGCGUUCCUUCCUUUCUUCAGUACACUUACUUUGUCAAAUGUAAGCGGACCCUCCUGAAGCUGAAUUUCAAGUGACCAUAUUCAAGCUCAGAAAGAGAAAUAAAAUUUCGUCGUUGUUUGUUUACGUCCUCCAUAAAACGAAAAAUUAGGCAUUUUCACGUCGUAGUCGUGCAAAAAACAGGGAAGAAAUGUACAAAAAAGCGUGAUGCACGUGCAAAGUUGUUGUUUUGCUUAUUAAACCAGUUGUUGUUUUGACGUUCUCGUUGCCGUCCGCGUCGUUGGAUCAUAAAAUCCCUAUUAACAAAGUGGGAAAUCGACUCUUGGAAAAUCGAAGUAAAAUAGGGAAUUUUUAUUAGCCUAAGAAGACUGCAGUCAUUUCGGGACGCCACCUCUAGGACUCACGAAAUGCCAACUGAGGAACGAGCGCGGAAAUUCUAUCCUGAUGACAGGUCACUGCCCAGAUCUGGGUAGUGCUUCUAAUUGGUUGAAGCACAUUUUCCUCCCGGCAUGACCAAUCAGAGGCAUUUACCCAGAACUGGGUAGUCACAUGUCAUCAGUAUGGAAUUUCUACGCUCGUUCUCCGGACGUCCGGGGUGCGGCGUCGCGAAAUGUUGGCCCUUUUCUCAAACUCGUUUUUCUUUGAUAUUUGGGUUUAUUUUUCUGAUUUGUUUUGUAGAUUAGUUCAGGAGGCUGAAGAUGUGCUCGGUGCUCGUCAAUUCAUCACCUACGAGGAUCUUGGCAAGCUAAAUUACACAGGUCUUGUGAUGAAAGAGACCUUGAGAUUACACCCCAGCGUGCCGUCAUUUUCUCGUGUCAUCAACAAGGAUGAUGAGUUAGCAGGUCACUUCAUUCCUGCUGGUACCCUCAUCAAUCCGUUACCUUAUGUGCUGCAUCGCAACCCCAAGUAUUGGAAUGAUCCAGACAAAUUUGACCCUGAACGGUUUUCAGCACAGAAGGAUGAAGAAGAUACAGGAUUUCACCGCUAUGCUUAUUUUCCAUUCUCUCUGGGUCCUCGCCAUUGCAUUGGUCAAAUGUUUGCUGAAUUUGAAGGCAAGGUGCUGAUCGCGCGGUUCGUGAAGUCCUUUAAAUUCAAGCUUGUUCCUGGGCAAGAUUUUGGAUAUGAAGAUCUCAAGGCCACGUUGUCGCCAAAAGACAGGAUUCGUUGCACCCUAACUUUGCGCUAACCAACCGUCAAGCGAGAAGGGAACUGGAACCGAAAUGCGUCCCGCAAUUGUUUUUGGGAUCGUGACUUGGGAUAAGCAUAAGCUAACAGUCCCAGAAGUCUUUGCGAACGUUAACUCGGCCCAGUUUCUUCUCGUUUCUAACAUGGCGAAUGAGCUAUAUUUGGCCUGAAAUGUCCACAUCCUUGAAGUUAAGUCAUUUCGGGCACCUCGCCAUACCGGUUUGACACCGGAAAUGCGGACAGCAGUCAAAUCCUCGGCAAAAAUUACAGACCUGACUGUGAUUGAAGCAUCCUUUCGCUAUUUCGCACAUAAGGAAAUCUUUUCUGUCUCUAGACACAUUUUUAUUGUUCGACCUCUAUAACCGACAUCGAGAUAUCUCUCAAUAAAAUAAAAAUCUCACCCUUUUCCUGUGGUGUAUUAACCGAAACUGAUGUAAUUUAUAGAUUCCUGCUUCUCUUCUAAUCCAGACGUUUUUAAUAUAAGUACCGUUAAUCCUUUUCCCACUUCGCUAUUUCGGCUGUAAUGAGUUGCUGUGCACAUGGAAUGAUGGUAAGUAGGAUUUUUGGACUUGUUAAAGCAACCUGGAUAAUGCUUUCCCAAAUAUAUUCUUCCAAUUAAAUAUUUAACAGAGGCUAUCAUUUUUUUAAUUCUGUGGUGUAAAAUAAAGCAGCA